AUGGGUACUGAAAAGGUCCCUAGAUUCCUUCAGAGGAGCAAGAAACCUCAAUUGAUAAGAUGGUUCUCUGUUUUCUUAGCAUUGGGUCUUGUUUAUCAAAUAAGCAAAGUUAGUUUCACCGUCAACCAAGAACUUGAUCCAAAAGUAAUUGUUCUUAAUGCCCUUGAAACCAAUUUAGCAGGCAAUUGGUCCGAGAAAUAUACAGCGGAACCUCAUUUGGCUGGUACCAAUUAUGGACUUGUUGAAUGGACUCAACAGAAGUUUGAAGAAUAUGGAUUUGAAGCCACCAUUGAUCCUUAUGAAAUUUACGUGAGUUAUCCAAAAGAUCAUGAUUUGAACCUCU
Messenger RNA from Hemisphaericaspora subhashii, 343 nucleotides. RefSeq lists its product as uncharacterized. The annotation marks the transcript as partial. The transcript has a single exon. The record is from RefSeq and is a predicted model, not a curated record. Lineage: Eukaryota; Fungi; Ascomycota; Pichiomycetes; Serinales; Debaryomycetaceae.